Messenger RNA from Osmia bicornis bicornis, 903 nucleotides. RefSeq names its product exosome complex component RRP43-like. Gene Ontology annotation, biological process: nuclear mRNA surveillance; U5 snRNA 3'-end processing; U1 snRNA 3'-end processing. Gene Ontology annotation, cellular component: nuclear exosome (RNase complex); cytoplasmic exosome (RNase complex). The transcript is spliced from 7 exons. Lineage: Eukaryota; Metazoa; Arthropoda; Insecta; Hymenoptera; Megachilidae. The coding region runs from base 67 to 903 and encodes 278 amino acids. The record is from RefSeq and is a predicted model, not a curated record.
GCAUUUUCCGUAGUGGACGCCGAGCGUGUUCGUAUUGUAUUUGCAAAUACAGGAGACGUUUAAAUUAUGGAUUCUCAAUAUAAGACUAUUCAUCCUGUAAAAUAUUUGCAGGACCACUUGGCACAAAAUGUUCGACCAGAUGGUAGACAGUUUUUAAGUUUUCGUUCAAUUAGUGUUAACAUUUCAUCAAUAACGCAUGCUGAUAGUUCAGCUAUAUUCAAAAUUGGUAGUACAACAGUUGUAUGUGGUAUUAAAGCUGAAUUAGCUACUCCUAGAACAGAAUCUCCUGAAUAUGGAUAUAUUGUACCAAAUGUGGAACUUCAUCCAUUAUGUUCUCCAAAAUUUCGACCAGGACCACCAAGUGAUCAAGCCCAAAUUAUUUCAAAUUUGAUAAAUAAUAUAUUAAUAAAUUCAGCAGCUAUUGACUUGAAAGAUCUUUGUAUUUGUAAAGGUAAACUAGCAUGGGUUUUAUAUUGUGAUCUUCUAUGUAUUAAUUAUGAUGGUUCAGCAAUUGAUGCUUGUGUGGGAGCUUUGACUGCUGCACUUAAUACAUUGACUUUACCAGAAGUGAAUUACAAUAUUGAAACUGGAAAUAUUUCUAUAAGUUCUGUGAAAAAAAUAAAACUUCCAAUAAAAGCAUUACCAGUUUCUGUUACUUUUGCAAUAUUUGAUAAUCAGUUACUAAUUGCUGAUCCUACUGAUGAAGAAGAAAGUUUAUCUUUGGGAAAAUUAACAGUUGUAUUGAAUAAGGAAAAAAUCUGUUGUAUACAUAAACCUGGAGGAAUUCCAAUUUCCCAAGAUAUGUUUCUGAAAAGUUUAACAAAAUCUAAAAAAAGAGCAGAGUCGGUAAGAUCAUUAAUUAAUAUUGCUAUGGUAUCAACCGAAGAAGAAAUGAAAAAAUGA